This is a messenger RNA of Maniola jurtina (meadow brown), 2444 nucleotides long. RefSeq names its product lipoma-preferred partner homolog. Gene Ontology annotation, biological process: cell-cell adhesion. The record is from RefSeq and is a predicted model, not a curated record. The transcript has a single exon. NCBI's taxonomy places the organism in Eukaryota, Metazoa, Arthropoda, Insecta, Lepidoptera, Nymphalidae. The coding region runs from base 200 to 1624 and encodes 474 amino acids. Gene Ontology annotation, cellular component: focal adhesion; stress fiber.
UGAACUGUUCUGAUCUAUGUGCAGAUAGUCUGUGCUGUGACUUAAGAAAGUGGCCACAUUCAUUUAAACUUAGUGAAUUUCUCUAUAUUGUAAGGCUUGUCUAAAGAACAAUGAACAUUCUGUUUUGAUGGAGUAAUCAUGGUAAUGGCUUGUCAGGCGAUUUUUUUUAAUUAGAUAAAAAUCUUUAUCGAGAUCCAUAAUGUCACGCCUUGAUAAUAUGGACGCCUUAGAAAAGCAAUUAGCAGAACUACAAAUGGCAAAGGAUCAGAGUUCACCCGGAAAAGUGAAAAAGAUACCACCAGCUGUGCCACCUAAGAAAAAGGCUCAACCACAAGUUCCUCGUAGUGCUGCCGUUAACACUGUACGUGAGCCCUCUUAUUCAUCUAAAAUAUCACCUGUACAAAACAAUGUAAUACCGCCACCACCACCACCACCUCCACCAACGUAUAGUAACGUACCACGGCAUCCUAGUAAUAUUCAUCCAAUGCAUAAAGAUUAUGCAAACAUCACACAAUUGUCGCUUCACAGCCACCCAUUCAAGCAAAACUCAUCCAUGCCCACUAAAGGGUAUACACCUAUGUACAGUAAUGUGGUACCACAAUAUCAGUACAAUAAUCCACCUCCACCACCACCUCCUGCCCUUCAUAUCUCACCACCUAAGUCAUUUGAUUCUAAUCAUAAUAGUGAAGAAUAUAUACCACCACCCUCACCUGUCAGUUCUAAUUAUAGUGAAUUAAUGAGAGCUACUAUGAACUUUAAUCAGGACAGACCAUCUUAUCCUGCAAUAUAUCAAAAUGAAUAUCCAGAGUAUGGAGUAUCACAAGCGUCAACAUAUGAAUCACUUUAUGAACCUAUUAAUCCAAACCCAGCUAUGAAUGUGGGACAAGCCAAUAACAAUCAAACUUAUAAAAGUACCCUGAUACCAGCUGGAAAAUCUCCACUGCCAAAGGAGGAAGAAGUUGAUGCACUUACUAGUAUGUUAGUGCAGUCCAUAAGUGACAGUCAAGAUUUAGAUGUUUUUGGUACAUGUAUUAAAUGUGAGCAAAGGGUGGUUGGUGAAAGUUCUGGCUGCACUGCCAUGGGUAAUGUAUACCAUGUCAAAUGUUUUUGUUGUCAUCGCUGCAAUAUGAACUUACAGGGAAAACCAUUUUAUGCAGUGGAAGGAUAUCCUUAUUGUGAAAUAGAUUACUAUGAAACUUUGGAAAAAUGCUCAGUGUGCAACAACCCAAUUUUAGAUAGGAUUUUGAGAGCUACAGGUAAACCAUAUCACCCCACAUGUUUCACUUGUGUUGUGUGCGGUAAAAGUCUUGAUGGUGUACCGUUUACAGUAGAUGCAAUGAAUCAGAUCCACUGUAUUGAAGAUUUCCAUAAAAAAUUUGCUCCACGCUGUUGUGUAUGUGAGUUACCAAUAAUGCCUGAGGAAGGAGAAGAAGAAACUGUAAGAGUAGUGGCUUUAGACCGAAGUUUCCAUGUGCGUUGUUAUAAAUGCGAGGAUUGUGGCCUAGUACUGUCAUCAGAAGCUCAAGGACGCGGAUGUUACCCACUUGAUGGUCACAUUCUGUGUAAAGCUUGCAACGCUCAUCGUAUACGUCUUCUCACUAAUGUAAUGACAACAGACCUGUAAAUGUCUAUGAUGCCUGGGAUGUUUUAUACUAUACUAGCUACCUAUCCCAACUUAGCUAAAGUAUCCACAGAUUUUCAGCUAUAUUUUAAACCUUAUUAUUUUAUCAAUUUCAUCUUUUUUGAUUAGGAGUUAAUUUUUGAAGAUAGUAUUGGGAACUUAAUGUAUUUAUUUAAGAGCAACAUUUCCACAUACAUUUUUUUAUACAGAUCUAACAGACUGAGCAGCAUUUGCGCAUGCUCUUGGGUAGUGUGAUAUUUGCAGACUUUUUUGACAAUCAUAGCAUAAUUUAGUCAGUUUCCAUUAAACCUUUACAAUUUAUACACCUAAAUCUCAAUCUGUUUGUAAAAGCCAUAUGAAAAUCCAUUCAGUAGUUUCUAAGAUUACUGUGAACAGGUAUAAAAUCUUGACACAGGGGAUUUGUUUCAUAAUUAGUAGUAACUAUAUACAUAUAUGAUAUUUUAUGUAGCUUUCUAAUGCCUAUAUUAUAAUAUAUUGCAGUUCAAGAAUUUUGCCAUUACAUUUGUUAUUAGUUCUAAGAAUUAUAUUUAUCAUUUAUGUGUAAGUGUUUAUGUUGUAAAGAUAUUAGAUAUAUUUUGACAAAUGUUUUAAAUAUCUUCUAAGAAGUACAGUAAAACCUGCAUAUAAAAAUAUUUUUGUAUACAUAUUGUAAAAAUUACAAGACUGAUGUGGACUGUAUGAAUUAAGUAUAUUGUUUGUAUCAAAAUCCAAAAUUAAUCAACAAUUUAAAUUGUGAUAUUAUAUACAAAUAUUUUAAGAUAAACAUAUAUAAUAUACAAUAUAGAUUAGGUACAUAUUAUAU